AUGUCGACGCCCUCUGAUCCAGCGGCGUCCGCCCAGCCCCCCUCCACCGCGGCCACCUCCAGCAGCGGCCUCACCUUCAAGCUCCACCCCCUCGUCAUCGUGAACGUCUCCGACCACUACACCCGCGUCAAGGCCCAGGCCUCCUUCCCCGCCGAGGCCCCGUCGCCGGGCAAGGCGCAGGCCUCCUGCUCCGCCGAAGGCUCCCCGCCCCCCGCGGAGCCGCCGAGAGUCUUCGGGUGCGUGAUCGGGGUGCAGCGCGGCCGGACGGUCGAGAUCUUCAACAGCUUCGAGCUCGUCCUCGACCCCGUCACCGGCACGCUCGAGCGCGCCUUCCUGGAGAAGAAGCUCGAGCUCUAUAAGAAGGUGUUCCCUGAGUUCUAUGUGUUGGGCUGGUACUCUACUGUGAGCGAUGUGCAGGAUACUGACAUCCUAAUCCACAAGGCUCUGAUGGACAUUAAUGAAAGCCCUGUUUAUCUUCUCUUGAAUCCUGCAAUCAACCACUCCCAGAAGGAUCUACCUGUGACAAUUUAUGAGAGUGAGUUGCAUGUUAUCGAUGGGGGCCCCCAGCUCAUCUUUGUCAAAUCAAAUUACACAAUUGAGACUGUAGAAGCAGAGAGGAUAUCUGUAGAUCAUGUUGCCCAUCUGAAACCAUCUGAUGGUGGCUCUGCAGCAACUCAAUUGGCUGCUCAUCUUACAGGAAUACACAGUGCCAUCAAGAUGCUCAAUAGCAGGGUCCGUGUUAUCCAGCAAUACCUUGGUGCCAUGCAAAAGGGUGAUAUUCCACUGGAUAAUUCACUCCUUAGGCAAGUCUCAAGCCUCGUAAGAAGACUACCAGCUAUGGAAUCGGAGAAAUUCCAAGAUGACUUCUUGACGGAAUACAAUGAUACCCUCCUCAUGACUUACCUUGCAAUGUUCACGAACUGUUCAAGCACAAUGAACGAGUUGGUCGAGAAGUUUAACACCACCUAUGAGAGAUCCCCUGCCAGGAGAGGAGGCCGAGGCGCUUUCAUGUAG
This is a messenger RNA of Triticum turgidum subsp. durum (durum wheat), 1014 nucleotides long. The record is from the annotation of a GenBank genome assembly. Lineage: Eukaryota; Viridiplantae; Streptophyta; Magnoliopsida; Poales; Poaceae.